Messenger RNA from Amoebophrya sp. A120, 978 nucleotides. The record is from the annotation of a GenBank genome assembly. Lineage: Eukaryota; Dinophyceae; Syndiniales; Amoebophryaceae.
CUCCACCUUGGUGUUUCAAAGGAACUUCGCGUCCUCAUUGUAUUGACAAUGGCCUGUGCCUGUCCUAAUCUUCUGUGUGCCUCGAAGUCAACGACUUUAUUCCCGAGAGAACUUGUUCGUUUUGAGCGAUAUAGUUUGCCCUUCGUUCUUUUACAUCUUGAGCUGCGUGCUGUGAAAAAUGGACACGCAUCUGGAUGGUCUGCUCAAUUCCGCGAGGCACCAACAUCCGCGAACGGUCUUCCAACGUCCAAUGUGAAGAUUUGGGAUAACUUGUGGGGAAAACACAAAUCAUCUGCUGCUGUUCGAAGUGGUUCUUUUAGAAACUUCUCGUCGUCGCGAGAUGGCCCCCCGGGAAGAAACGCAGCCAUCAACAACUCGUCGGAAAAUAAAAGCACUACCCAAGGCGGAGAGGAGCAGGAACAUUAUCAGCCAUCGAAAGUAGACGAAGCGCUCGUUGAGACUCUCCUGGACGAAUUCUUGGAACACUUGCCGAAGGAAGACCCACGAUGGGUGAAGAACUUCAAACUUGUGAAAUUUCUGUCGAACACAAACUUCCUCAACAAGGGCAAGGAUUGGCCCUCCUUUCGCGAAACGAGCACUGGGCAGGAAUUGAUGCGGCGCUGGGUCGAAGCGUUUGACGAGAAAAUGCAGGAUAUCGUGAAGCUCGCGGGGAAGGACAAAGCCGGCCCGAAAAGCAAAGACGUGUUGCAUCCAGAUUUUUCCGCGGGCGCGAAGAGCAGCGAAAAAUGGCGGCAUUGGGUGAAAGACAAGUAGUUGGUUUAUCUGCGACGUUUUUUUGAAUCAUUUUUCGUGAUCCACCUUUGCAGCUUGAUAUGCUUGCAAGUGUACACAAACAGUAGAAGUAGAUCGUUUUUGCCCAUGUGGAUGGGAUGGAAGCACCAAGAUGCCUAUCCGCCUUCUUGACUCGUUGGUUCGCUUUGAACUUGCGCACCUGUAAUCGUUUUCAUCGUAAAGGAU